UCUUCCAGAAGACCUAUCUAUCUUUAUAAAAUGCCAACCCUCUUCUCUCUCACAUCAUCAUUCAUAUCCCAACCCGAAUGCUUUCGUCUGAAAACAAUUUAUCACAUCAUUUCCUUCUCUCUUCAACCUUGAUAUUUCUGUGACAAUGGAGCUUAUCCCUCAUCUUCCGGAAACCCUAGCCCGCGAGUGUCUCCUACGCACCUCCUACAAGCAGUUUCCUCUGAUCUCCUCCGUUUGCAAAGUCUGGAAGCGAGAGAUCAGUCUCCCUGAUUUUCUACAACACCGGAAAGUUUCAGGACAUAGCCAGGAGCUUGUCGUCUUGUCUCAAGCUCGGGUCGACCCUGUUUCACAACUCGGAUCGGGAAAAAACAUCCCCACGCCCCUGUACCGGAUCUCUGUUCUCGAACCAGAGUCCGGUUUAUGGACCGAGCUGCCUUCGGUUCCCGGGAAAUCCAACGGGUUGCCUCUGUUUUGUAGAUUAGCUUCUGUCGGAUCGGAUCUUGUAAUGAUUGGUGGACUUGACCCGGUCACAUGGCAUACCUCUGAUUCGGUCUUCAUCUUCAGCUUCUUGACUUCCACGUGGCGUAACGGGAUGGACAUGCCAGGUGGUCCACGGUCCUUCUUCGCCUGUGCUUCGGACUCUGAACGGAACGUGUUCGUGGCGGGUGGUCACGACGAAGACAGGAACGCGCUGACGUCAGCUCUCGUGUAUGACGUGGCGGAAGACAGAUGGGCUUCACUGCCAGAUAUGGGCCGUGAACGAGACGAAUGCACGGCGACUUUCCACGCUGGAAAGUUCCACGUCAUCGGUGGUUACGCCACGGAGGAACAAGGGCAGUUUAGUAAAACCGCUGAAUCUUUCAACGUCACCACGCGGCGGUGGGGUCAAGAAUCGAAAGAGUUCCUCGCUCACGGGAUGUCUACGUGGCCUCCGGUCUGUGCAGCCGGUGAAGACGGUGAGCUUUACGUUUGCUCCCGUCGUGAUAUGAUGGUGAUGAGUGGUGACACGUGGCAGAAAGUUGUGAAUCUACCUGAUGACGUCUGCAAUGUAUCAUACAUGGCGGUAAGGAGGUCUGGGAAGGUGGUCGUGAUCGGUUCGGCCCGGUACGGCGAACCAAGCGUAGGGUAUAAUUGGGACAUAAGCAAUUCUCGAUGGGUAAAACUGGAAACACAUGAAAAAUAUGAAGGCCACGUUCAAGCUGGUUGUUUCUUGGAGAUAUAAAAAUUGGGACGUCGUUCAUGCGAAAUGUUUCAAGAUUGAUCGGUUGGUAUCUCGUCGGUGUGACUGAAAUUUUGUUGUUGAUUGAUUUACAAUGAGUGAUUUUUGUAUGUGUUGAAGCUUGUUGUGUGAUGCUACUAAAAGUUACGGUGGAUCUACUGUAUUGGAUCAAAUGAUGAAAGCUUCAAAAGGACAAAGUUACAGUAUUGUGAUGUGUUACGCUGGGCCCAAUUGAUGUAAGAUUUGAAAAUUUAACAAGGUUCUUAUAAAUGUAAUGUAAAGCCCUUUAAGAGUUGAGAUGAUUGUUAUAGAUGCCUGAAUUUGAACUAGAUGUUUUAUUGUCUAGACAAGUAAUAGCUUUCUCAAAUCUCAUCUACACGGUACAAUAAAUAUGUAUUCAUCUGGUUGCACUUUUCACAUACAAAAGUGUUCUCCCCUAAUGCUAUGUAGCUUUUAUUUUAAUUUAAGUCUACAUUUUGAAUUGUGCUACCUUUUAACUUGAAAAAUAUCUUGGGCAUUCAUGUUGAAAACACACAGAAAAGACCUCUACUAAUCAAUGAUCUAUACGAAUAUCUAAAAGAGGAUUGAACUGUCCAUCUUUAUUUAUUUGCUCUUUUUAUCAAAAGGUUGAACAAAAGCCUUACACAUA
Messenger RNA from Raphanus sativus (radish), 1868 nucleotides. RefSeq names its product F-box/kelch-repeat protein At1g15670-like. NCBI's taxonomy places the organism in Eukaryota, Viridiplantae, Streptophyta, Magnoliopsida, Brassicales, Brassicaceae. The record is from RefSeq and is a predicted model, not a curated record. Gene Ontology annotation, molecular function: protein binding. Gene Ontology annotation, biological process: regulation of phenylpropanoid metabolic process; negative regulation of cytokinin-activated signaling pathway.